Molecule: messenger RNA, 2057 nt
Organism: Leguminivora glycinivorella
Lineage: Eukaryota; Metazoa; Arthropoda; Insecta; Lepidoptera; Tortricidae
Gene: CYP354A1
Product: cytochrome P450 9e2-like
Exons: 9
Coding region: 198-1730 (510 amino acids)
Molecular function (GO): heme binding; oxidoreductase activity, acting on paired donors, with incorporation or reduction of molecular oxygen; iron ion binding
Source: RefSeq, a predicted model, not a curated record
UCAUUCAUUGUUUGCAUAAGUAGUUGUAGUUCCUGUGAGUAAUUUAUUGUAUUUGCUCUUUCAUGUAGCGAUUGCAUUAUUAUUCAUUUCGUAUAUUUCACCUGCAAGCACUGCAGCGAAUCCAUUCAGUGUUUGGCUCGACUCAACGCCGAAGCACGCUUAAUUAUUUUCUCGGUGCAAGUGUUUACGGCCAAAUCAUGCAGAUAAACAGUGGGACGAAACAAAUAAUUUUCUUCGUAAUGGAAGAAUGGAAGCUUAUUUUAUUUCUGACCCUAAUAUUCAGUCUGUACAUGUAUUAUACAAGUACAUUUGAAUUCUUUGAACAAAAAGGGAUCAAAUUCAUGAAACCGUAUCCUGUAGUAGGUAAUUUGGGCUCUCGAAUGAUGGCUAAAAAAUCAUUCCAUGAAUUCCAGUAUGAGAUCUAUAACUUUUUUAAAGGCAAUCCCUAUGGAGGGAUAUUUGAAGGAAGAAGACCCUGUUUGUAUGUGUUGGACCCAGAGCUGAUCAAGGCAAUCACAAUAAGAGAUUUUGAACAUUUUGUUGACAGAAACACUUUAAACAGUAAUGAACCAAGAUACUUAAGCCAAUCUCUUCUUAAUUUAAAAGGUGCCGAAUGGAAAGGGGUUCGCAGCACAUUAACCCCAGCGUUCAGCUCUGCAAGAUUAAAGAAUAUGCUGCCUUUGAUCGAGGUGUGCACAGACCAAAUGGUUCAGUUCUUAAAGCAAUAUGAUAAACAGGAUGUUGAAAUGAAGGACACAAUGGGACAUUUUACAUUGGAGGUUAUUGGAGCUUGUGCCUUUGGUAUCAAAUGUGAUGCUUUAGGUGAUGAAAAUACCAAUUUCAUAAAGCUUGCAGAACGAUUCAACUAUAUGUCCAAGUCUAAGAGGAUGUUAAUAUUCUUCUUCCUGUUAUUUGCACCCAAAAUGUUGAGAUAUUUCAACAUAUCGUUUAUGAAUGAAGAGAGUACAAGAGAACUAGUCGCCAUACUGAAAGCUGCUAAGAAAGAAAGGAGAUCUAGUGAUGAAAAGAGAAGUGAUUUCUUGCAGCUGCUCAUAGACGGAGCAAAUAAAGAAAAUGUUGACGCGGACGGCACGAAAGGAACAUUACUCGAUGACGACACGAUCGACGCACAAUCUCUCCUGUUUCUCAUAGCUGGCUACGAAACGUCCAGCACGCUCCUCUCCUUCGCCAUUCACAUGCUGGCCACCAAGCCAGAGAUCCAGGAAAACCUUCGGGCUCAUGUCACGGAGCUUACGGAGGGAAAAGAAAUGUCUUAUGAGCUGCUGUCGCAGUUGUCUUAUCUAGAAGGGUUUUUAUUGGAAACACUAAGACUGUUCCCACCGGUCGCCCGAGUAGACAGAGUCUGCACCAAGAAGUACACCCUUCCCGGAACACCAGUAGAAAUCAACGUGGGGGACGUUGUUGCCAUCCCGGUAUACGGGAUCCACACAGACCCCGACAUUUACCCACAACCUGAAGAGUUCAGACCAGAGAGGUUCGUGGGGGACGAGAAGAAGAAUAGACCAGCUCAUUUGUUCCUGGCUUUUGGGGCUGGACCGAGGAACUGCAUAGGUCUACGUUUCGCAAUGUAUUCCGCAAAAUUGGCCAUGGUGUCGCUUCUGAAAAACUUCAAGUUUUCCGCAUGCCCGAAGACUUCGGAUCCCAUCAAAUUUGACAAGAGAGGUAUCUUGCUGAAGGCUGAUCUGUGGGUACGCAUUGAAUCCCUGUGAUUUAUAUAGACAUUUUAUUUAAUGUAUUUUAAGGGUGGAGUUAGCUUAAUUUGGUUUUGAUAUGUUAUCAGCCAAAUAUUUAGUAGCAGUUAAAAAGGUAGAUGAUUGUACAUACCCAAUAUUUACUUUAGCCACAGAACAUUAAUAAGUUACUAACGUAACAGAUCCUUCACUUGUCCGCAAAACGACAAAUACCUACGCUUUAUUUAACUAAUACUAAUGACUCUAAUGAGUUACUACGUAAAACUAGGUGCGUGCUACGCGACUACCCAGGCGGGCGCGUGGCGCCCCUCGGCCAAUUGUUCAUUCGAAUGAACGGCUAGCGUG